AUGCCUCGUCGGCCCUCAUUUUAUAUUUUCUUUAACGCGAAGGGUUUACAUGCCUGCCAUUUUCCAUUGAAUAUGGAUAUCACAAAAGAGAGAGAAGAUAUGGAAGAGAUUAAUCAUUUUAGUCAUAGCCAUCCAUUAAAGUUGGUCAACAUGGAGACGAUUCUAGGUGCUAAUUUCGAUAGCCAUGGUGGUGGUGGUGGUGAAGAGAAAGAGAAACCAGGUGUAAUUGGUUGCUAUGCAUGUCAAAACCCUAUAUUAAGUGGCUUUGUAUAUGGUUGCAUCCAAUGUCGUCAUUUUAUGCAUACAAAAUGCUCACAAGUUGCGCCCGCUAUCAACCUGCCUUCCUUAUAUAAGCAUCCUCUAAGGGUAUUCGAUUUUGGAGUUGAACCAGACCUCUCUUGGGGUUGUUAUCUUUGUCGUAACAAAAAAAGAAAAAGGGGGUUUUGUUAUUUCUAUAACAAACCUGAGUACAACAUUGGAUUUAAUGCUUGCAUCGAUUGUUGUCUUGUUGAGAUUGCUCGCAAGGCAGAAGUUGAUGCUAUCAAGGAGGAGGGAAGGAUCAAGAUUGAACAUGAAGGCCAUCCACAACAUACUUUAAGCCUCAAAUUAAGACCUAAUGCGGUGUUGUGUAAUGCAUGCAAAGCUAAGGAUGAAGGCUUAUUCUAUGAGUGUGAUAGUUGUGAUUUCUGGAUCCACAAGACUUGUGCUUCCUUAUCCUCUACCAUCCAUCUACCCAAUCACCAUAAUCACCCACUUGCCCUGGUCUAUUCGCUUCCAGAAAAAUUCUUUAAAUUUGCAUAUUAUUGUGAGUUUUGCAGCAUAUACAUCCGAUGGAAUGACUGGUUGUAUCAUUGUGCAAAUUGUAGAUAUUUUGCCCAUAUCAGGUGUGCCUUAACUGCAGAACAACCUUCUAUUCAAAGAGAUGGUCCGAGUACUUCUACAGUUGAUGAGGAUGAAAAUGGUUUGCUACAUUUUCCCAUGUCAGAUGAAUUUACAGAUCCAUUGAAACUACAACAUUAUGAAAAAAUGACUCAAGAUGAUGAUGAUGAUGAAAAAACAGUGAUUGAGCAUCAGCAUUGGAGUCAUGAACAUCCAUUAAUCCUUCAUGUUCAACAUCAAGCUAACAACAUGUCUUGUUCCAGUGAUCCAAUAGAGGUGUGUUUCGGUUACGGAAACACGUUUUUAUACAAAUGUGAAACUUGUGAGUUCAAUCUCGAUGUCAACUGUGCAUUUCUACCCAACACCAUCAAACAUAAAUCCCACAAGCAUCCUCUUAUGCAAAUUAUCGAUCCUCAACCUCUUUGUAACGCAUGCAACCUAUGGUCUAAUGGUAUUGCAAAGGACAUGAAGUUUCAUUGA
Molecule: messenger RNA, 1359 nt
Organism: Lactuca saligna
Lineage: Eukaryota; Viridiplantae; Streptophyta; Magnoliopsida; Asterales; Asteraceae
Source: the annotation of a GenBank genome assembly